Messenger RNA from Mugil cephalus (flathead mullet), 2073 nucleotides. Its product is annotated as protein SSUH2 homolog. The transcript has 12 exons. The record is from RefSeq and is a predicted model, not a curated record. Bases 60 to 1166 code for a protein of 368 amino acids. Lineage: Eukaryota; Metazoa; Chordata; Actinopteri; Mugiliformes; Mugilidae. Gene Ontology annotation, molecular function: heat shock protein binding.
GGGGCUGGGCUCAUGUCCCGGAGCUCGGCUCCAGUUUAACGAGGAAAAGCGGCGGAGAAAUGGACGAAAAAGACGAAGAUCUCGGUGCGUUCGAUCCGAACAUCCCAGAGGAGGGCCCCUCGGCGCCCCCUCCUGGCUGGCUGGAUGUCAUCCACGGAUACCAGGACCAUAAGGGAGGAGAGGACAAUAACCCGCUGUACCCGCCUCCGCCGGCGUACAACCCCCAACCGGAGCUGAACAGGAACACCUCCGUGCCCGAGGUCAGGGUCCCAUCGGUGUCCGAGGACGUGGCCAGAGACGCUCUGCUCAAGUUUGUGGAAUCGAAGUGGACGUACAGCUCCAAGCCAGCGAGGAACCUGACCUUCAAAGAGCUGCGAGCCCUGACGGUCUACAGGUAUCGAUUAGAGACCUACACCGAGACCAGAACCAGCGCCUGGCAGUUUGAACCCUACAACGGUCAGAUGGUGGACGGGCCUCAGUUCGGGGUCAGUCCUCCUCCGUGGGACGUCCCCGUGUCUCAGCCUCCUAAGUACACGGACCGCGAGGACAAGAUCCGCGUCCCUCACUCCUCCCUCGUUAAGCGUUGUCAUAAAUGCAACGGUUGUGGGAAAAUUCGCUGUAAAGCCUGUUUAGGUCGAGGACAGAAGCGUUGCACCUUCUGUCACGGUCGCGGACGCUCCAGGAAAAAACGAUGCACUUCCUGUCACGGCCGAGGACGAAGGAGGUGUAUCACUUGUCACGGUCACGGCUGCCAAACCUGCACAGUUUGUCACGGCAGCCAGAACCUGCUGCACUUCAUCCAGCUCACGGUCACAUGGAAGAACAACGUAGAUAAUUUCAUCCCCGACCGUCAGCCUGACUUCCCCGAUAAGAAGUUUGAGAAGGUUUCAGGAGAUCCCUUCUUCAUCGACGAGAACCUGCUGGUUUAUCCGAUCCACGGUUUCCCCGACCAGGAAAUCUGUGACGUCUCCACGAAACUGAUCAACGAACAUCUGCAGAGAUUUACAACCACCAGCAGAGUCCUGCAGCAGCGUCAGACGAUCGAAAUGGUUCCUCUGACUCACGCUUUCUACACCUACAACGGAAAAGACUUCAGCUUCUACGUCUACGGCGUCGAGAACAAAGUGUUUACGGCCAAAUAUCCGUCGGCCUGCUCGAUUCUGUGAGGCCUCGUCAUUUACACGUCCGGCCACUAGAUGGAGACGUUUAUCAGGAGGAAGAUGCUCUGAGUUCAGACUCGUGUUUAAAGUCUCGUCUCUUCAUGAUUAAUCUCAUCAAUUAUAAUCCUACGAAUCCUUUAACGCGUAAAGUUUGUGAUCGUCACAUUAAUAUUUACUCUUGAUUUACCCAGCGACACUAGCGUUAGCUAGCGUUAGCUAGCGUUAGCCUAGGAGGGCUAAUAUGUUUACCAUUGUUUGACAACAUGUCACCAAAUACCAGGAUGUUAUCUUGCCCCGCCCAUUUUCCUUCCUACUUCCUUCCUUCCUACUUCCUUCCUUCCUUCCUUCCUUUCCUCCUUCCUUCCUUCCUUCUUCUAGUUGUAUUCAACGUUUCUGUGUUUUUAUCAGAAUUGUUUCCAAACAAAACAUAACAGACACUCAGGGUUCAAAGCUUCAUCCUGCCUUUAAUGAUGAUGAUGAUUAUUAUUAUUAUUAUUAUUAUUAUUAUUAUUAUUAUUAUUAUUAUUAUUAUUUUAAUUAUCAUUAUUGUUGUUAUUAUUAUUAUUAUUAUUAUUAUACGUCGCUGGUUGUUUGUUGGUGUCACUCCUCAUUUUUACCAAGUGCUGCCUUCAGGGUCCAUGAAAGUUCAUUUGCAUAUGUCUCAGAUAUAUAUUUUUUUACUUGUUAAAGACUGUAACACCAAUCUGCCAUAACAUUAUGACCACUUUAUCCUUUAAGUUGAUGUUAAAAGAUACAAACAGGACGUCUUUUCAUUAAAACUCUUUACGGACGGGUUUUUGGGAGUUCCUCAUAUUAUACUGUGGAUUUUGUGUUAUAAUACAUGAAUCUGUCUGUUUUUAAUGUUUCUUUUAUGUAUUAUUAAUAAAUGAGUAAAUCAGUGACAUAAAGUUGA